AUGGCGCCAUACAACCGGCCACUCAGCUUCUCCGAACGAAGGGGCGCUGUUUUCGACGAAGGAUUGUCAUUAAACACACAACACGCCAGGAUCUCACAACAACGUCCUAGAGGUCCCCCUACCCCGAGCAUGAGCACACCGGCGCCCGAGUUCGACCAGGUCACCGGCUCCCCGCCGCCGCCGCCCACUCCUGCCGCGUCUCCGGGGCCGUCACACUCGAGGGUGAAGUGGAGUAACGCGGAGAAGAGCGAAGAGGCCUAUCUUUCAGAGUUGCGGCAAUACUUUGUGCAAUGCAACGGCGCGCAGAGGACUCGCAUACUCUCGGACCUCUUGAGUAUUUGCACUAGCCAGCAAUUGAGUUUCGUGCAUCAGUUUGUCAGCCCGCUGCUCAAGAAGGACCCUUUUACCACGCUGCCUGAUGAACUAUGUCUUCGGAUUCUUUCCUUCAUUGAUGAUCCCAAGGUCCUUGUACGCGCGUCGCAAGUCUCGCGGAGAUGGCGAGAUUUGUUGAGCGACGACAUGACUUGGAAAAACCUCUGCGUGAAACACGACUACCAGCGUAGGAUGUCAGAGAUUGAACCACCGUUGCACCCUGCCGAGGUCAACCAACCAGAAGCCUGUGCUUUUAGCCCACAAGAUCAUGAGCCCGCGAGUCACGGCUUCUCAGGGCCGCUCACUUCCACCUCAUUACCGGCAUCUUUUGAGGGAAGCGCGAAUACGCGGCCCGCACUCAAGUCGUACAAGUCGCACUUCAAACAGAGAUACCUGGUUGAUGCGGCUUGGCGGACGGGGGGCCGCAACACAUCGCGCAACAUUACCCAAGACGGCGGCGUCGUCACCAGUCUGCACCUCACCUCAAAGUACAUCAUUGUGGCCCUUGAUAAUGCCAAGAUCCAUGUAUUUGAUACCGAGGGGAAUCCGCUACGCACGCUGCAAGGCCACGUCAUGGGCGUUUGGGCUAUGGUUCCUUGGGACGACAUCUUGGUCAGCGGUGGUUGUGAUCGUGACGUUCGUGUCUGGGAUUUGUCCACGGGGGCUUGUCUCCAUACGAUGCGGGGUCACACAUCGACAGUCCGCUGCCUCAAGAUGUCUGACGCUAAUACGGCGAUUUCUGGCUCCCGGGAUACGACGCUUAGGAUCUGGGACAUCAGAACUGGUCUCUUCAAGAACGUACUCGUUGGUCACCAGGCGAGUGUCCGCUGUUUGGAGAUCAAGGACGAUAUUGUGGUGUCGGGCAGCUAUGACGCGACGGCAAAGGUCUGGAGCAUUUCCGAGGGCCGGUGUCUACACACCCUCCAGGGACACUACAGCCAUAUCUACGCCAUCGCAUUCGACGGCCGCAGAGUAGCAACCGGCAGUCUCGACACUAGCGUCAGGAUAUGGAACGCUCAGACCGGGGAAUGCUUAGCCAUCCUUCAGGGCCAUACGUCCCUUGUGGGACAGCUGCAGAUGCGUGGUGGUACUCUUGUUACCGGCGGUAGUGACGGGUCGGUUAGGGUAUGGUCGCUCGAACGGUACGACGCCAUCCACCGUCUCGCUGCCCACGACAACAGCGUGACGAGCCUGCAAUUCGACGACACGCGCAUCGUAAGCGGUGGUAGUGACGGCCGCCUCAAGGUCUGGGAUCUCAAGACUGGACAACCUGUCCGUGAACUCAUUUCUCAAGGUGGGGCGGUUUGGCGCGUCGCCUUUGAGGAUGAAAAGUGCGUUGCGACUGCGGAAAAGAAUAGCCGCACCGUCAUGGAGGUAUGGAAUUUCUCGCCUCCUGAGGAGAUGCUUCGCGAGCGAAUGGGCUCGGCACCAAAAAGGAGGCUCGAAGCACCUGUUCCAGAACGUCCACUGAGCGCUUUCUCGCUCGACUAUCGAGGCCCUCCAUCAACAAGCGGGCUGCAAGACGUGGACAUGUCUGAUGCUGGCCCCUCAACGGCACCGCUUCAAGCCAGCUCAACAUUUUUCCACGACGAAUGA
Molecule: messenger RNA, 1968 nt
Organism: Canariomyces notabilis
Lineage: Eukaryota; Fungi; Ascomycota; Sordariomycetes; Sordariales; Chaetomiaceae
Product: WD40 repeat-like protein
Exons: 5
Coding region: 1-1968 (655 amino acids)
Molecular function (GO): protein binding
Source: RefSeq, a predicted model, not a curated record